This is a messenger RNA of Sodiomyces alkalinus F11, 533 nucleotides long. RefSeq lists its product as hypothetical. The transcript has a single exon. Lineage: Eukaryota; Fungi; Ascomycota; Sordariomycetes; Glomerellales; Plectosphaerellaceae. The record is from RefSeq and is a predicted model, not a curated record. Bases 123 to 449 code for a protein of 108 amino acids.
GUGCGUGUGGUCGUAAACUUGGCGAUUGGACCCAGGCGGAUAACUUCGCCAGAGACACUUUGUGUGUGCCACUAUCGGACAUUGCCCAAUUUUCAUUGGUCAGCAUACUUUAGGGCACUUGGAUGAAGAGGCAGCACGGGCCACCCACAAGGUCCGUUCUCCAAAAAUCCCGUUGGCACUUUUUUUUCACCGCUUCCCGUGGGGAAAGUACCAAGUCCGCGUUUUUCUUGUUGAUACAAGUUUUCCUCCUCCUCCUCAACUCGUCGUCCGUCUUUGCACCUCAAUAUCAACCGAAGCUUCAUUCAUUGAGGUAUGUACAAUCAUAUGUCCAAUAUGGCGACUUAAUUGAAACAGAAUGGCGUAUGCCUUUCUCGAUGGCAGAGGGGAGCAAUCAGACUGAGUCAGUGUCGCCGCUGCCGAAAUACACGACACACGACGAUGACCUUUGAUACGCUCCCCUCCUCAGCAAUGAGCGGCAGAACCCUCUUCAAUUUGCGCCUUGGAGGGCACUCUCCCUGCUCGUAGCCUCGGAA